Messenger RNA from Sorghum bicolor (sorghum), 705 nucleotides. RefSeq names its product S-norcoclaurine synthase. The record is from RefSeq and is a predicted model, not a curated record. Lineage: Eukaryota; Viridiplantae; Streptophyta; Magnoliopsida; Poales; Poaceae. Gene Ontology annotation, molecular function: signaling receptor activity; abscisic acid binding; protein phosphatase inhibitor activity. The transcript has 2 exons. The coding region runs from base 70 to 339 and encodes 89 amino acids. Gene Ontology annotation, biological process: abscisic acid-activated signaling pathway. Gene Ontology annotation, cellular component: nucleus; cytoplasm.
AUUGAAAUAAAAGGAGUUCCUCAAUCAUGAACUCCAUAAGCAGUGCCAGAGAGCUGAGCACGCAGAGCAAUGGAUGGGAGGCUCUGCAAUGAGUUUGAAACCGACCUCCCGGGUGCCGACUUGUGGGAGGUCUAUGGCAGCCUUCUUCUCGAUCAACUAGUCCCCCAAUUGCUUCCACAACUGUUCUCAAAGAUAGAAAUUGUUGAGGGAGAUGGUGGCGUCAGGACAAUCCUGCUUGUCACUUCCCCUCCUGCAGGAAUUUCUGAAUUAGAAAGUUUCAAGGAGAAGUUCACCAUAGUAGACAACGAAAAGGACAUCAAGGAGGCAGAAAAUGAUUGAAGGAGGCUUUCUAGAUCUUGGCUUUCAGAAAUAUUUAGUGUGAUUAGAGAUUGUAGAAAAAUAAGACGGCACGUAUAAAGUUGAGCCAAGCAUACAAACAAUGCUUCCCUUGUUUACGGGAAGUUUGGCCAAGUAUAUCAAAGAGCAGAAGAGUCCCAAGCAAGACCCCGAGUAAACUUCAGAAGAACAGGUACCCAAAUUUAACUCAAAAAGGAUUGUAGCCAAGUUGGAGCAAAUUCCCAUAUCAUUUUGUUCUUCAUCUUGCUGAUCCUCUGUGUCUGAGAUGUUUGUAUGUUAUUAUGGACUGUACUUUCAACCUAUCAUAUAGACAAAUGUUUGUUCAGAUAUUGUGAAAAUUUUAAAACA